AUGCUCCUUAGUGAUUCAAUCAUUUCAAAACACGACAAAUGUAACGAAUGUAGCAAUAAACGGUUAGGAUGUGAAGAUGGGAUGUACCUUAUACAAGAUUUCGUUGCUGAUUAUAUUCAAUAUCGGAUUCGCAUACAUGGAAAUCGUAAAGUACAAAAUCUGUUUUACCCUUGUAGGCAAGAAUGCGAAAAUGGUUUGAUUCGUUCUGUGGCUUUAAUUUUCGAAGAGAAGCAUAAAGAAGAGCUUCAAAAAAUGGUGGAAAUGUUAUGCGAAAAUGAGAGCUUUUCGUGCAGUCGAUAUAUCGAGAUUAUGGAGCAAUUUGUGUGCAUUCACAACGAAUCACCAUCACAAAUGUCUUAUGGACGUUUGAUAGCACUGAUCGCAUUCGCUGGACUGAUUGCUACACGAUUGAUCGACAUGAAAUAUUUCGCAGAAGUUUCAAUGGUUAUGUCAUACACCUCAAAAUUUCUGCACAAAAGAAUUGCUUUGACGUGGCCAUAUCAUAAACGUUCUUGGAGUAAAUUUUUUGAUCUUGCAAGGACGAUAAUCAAGCUGAACAAAACUGAAGAAGUAGAGUCAAAAAUAGAAAAGAAUGAAUGGCGGUCAGCAGUUAGUGGAUUGGCUGUUUUCGGUGUUGUAAGCAUUGUCGUUUUUACAUUAUUUAGAUUCUUGCUUAGAACACGGUGA
Molecule: messenger RNA, 687 nt
Organism: Brugia malayi
Lineage: Eukaryota; Metazoa; Nematoda; Chromadorea; Rhabditida; Onchocercidae
Gene: Bma-ced-9.1
Product: Apoptosis regulator proteins, Bcl-2 family protein
Exons: 4
Coding region: 1-687 (228 amino acids)
Biological process (GO): regulation of apoptotic process
Source: RefSeq, a predicted model, not a curated record